CAACAGGUCGGUUUCACAACUGUAAACGGGGCUUCAUCUCUAUCAGUACCACCCGUGACCACAGAUCUUUCUUUAGGGGGACUAUCACAGAAAAACAUCAUACAUAUUCAGCCAGAGUCGGAGGUAAAUCAUUUGACAGUUUUAUCGCGCCUUCUCUUUUUGGUCAAUCACCGUAAAAGAAACACUUUUUUUCUGCGUUUCAUACGCAUCUUUGACUGACGAGAGACCGUUUAUGUUUGGGAAAACACCGGUAAGUUAACGUGAUUGUCUCGGUCGACGCAAACAAGUAGCAGAGUCGUCCACAGUCGUAGGCUCAGCUGCGUUUAUACACCGCUUACAUUGUGGACAAGUGUGGCCUGAGAAGUCUUCACCUACAAGACAAACAUUUCAACUAUGGAGUUGAGUUCAGCGAUUUUAACGACUGGAAGCUCCGUCGGGUUUUUCAGACUUGUCAACGCUGGGGUCACAAAACUCCCCAUGCCUGAAUCUGCCUGCAGGAAUGCAUGGAAAUGGAGAAAUAUCUCAACAUCCUGUGUGCACAGUCUUAUCACUGCGAUAUGGGCCGUGCUUUGCUUUUUCCUUCACCCACAGAUGGCUGAAGAUUUGAUAGAAACUCACUCUGUGUUUUCUCAUGCUUUGGUGUCGUUUUCAAUAGGUUACUUCAUCUAUGACUUCUUUGACAUGGUGCUGAACCAGAAGCUGAGUCAGUCCUGGGAGCUCCUCUUUCAUCACAUCGUGGUGAUCACCUGUUUUGGCCUCUCUGUGCUGUCAUGCUGCUAUGUGGGCUUUGCCGUGGUGGCCCUGUUGGUGGAGAUAAACUCUGUGUUCCUCCACCUCAGGCAGAUCUUACGUAUGGCCAACAUUGCUACAGGUACGCUGUACCGGGUCAACAGCAUGAUCAACCUGGGCACAUACGUGGUGUUCCGCAUCAACACACUGGCCUGGAUGACCCGCUGGCUGGUGCUCAACAGGGACAAAGUGCCCCUCCUAGCUUACACGUUGGGCAGCGUGGGUAUGGCCAUCAUGACAGCCAUGAAUAUCGUCCUCUUUUAUCGGCUGCUCAGGAGCGACUUUUUGAAGAGCAGCACCCGGGAGACCAAGAAAGAGAAGGAGAUGUAGAGGAAAGGGGAGGAAGAGACACAUGAAGGAUUAGAUUCAUAAACACACUCAUUGCUGUACAUUAACACUCUGUGGCUGAGAUUUGGCACCGUUUUGCCUGUGUGUAAGUAUACUCAUAGCUGGGAGACGGAGGGAUCUUUCUAUCUCUUAUACUGUACAGGUACGUCCACACAAGGUGUAAUCAGUGGGCCUAAUUCCAAACACAGAUCACAUAGAGCCAUUGUGCUGAAAGCUACAUUUGCCUAUCAGUUGUAGUUUUGACAAUUUUGUCUUCAGUGCUUCUGUGUUCCAGUCAUCCUUAACUGCCAUGAGUGGCUCACUAAUGGUAGAUGGAGGAUUCUUCAUAUGAACAAUAUAAGGCCUUGUAAAACAACACCAAAAGCCUUAUUGUCCCACAGGGUGUUUCAGCUAAAUCUUUUCUAAAAUGUAGCUUAUGGUAAAUGAAUACGCACUGUUUGUAAAACAAACCCUCCAACACCCAUGUAUACAUGUAUACACUAUAUUGUAUAUAAUAUACAUCUAUGCUGUUGUGGGUUAUUUAAAAAUCUCACAUAAAGUUUAUUUACCACUGAGUAAAAAAUAAGUAAACCCUUCUUUUGUGUAACACUAAUACUACAGAGGUGACUAUGUCUCUUUUUUUUCCCACCAAAUGUCCUCAACUAGAAACCACCUGCUUCCUCAGAAAGCUUGUAACACUUUUUUUGCCUCUUUAUAAAACAAGCUUUACUGUCAGUGUUUGGCAGGUUGUUUGUUAUUAGAGAAGAAAAACAUUAGGAAAAAUGUCAGAAGAAGAACAAUUUUGUCUAUAGAAUAAGGAAAUCCAGCAAAUACCAAUCCUCUCUUGAGGAAAGAAGAGGGUACUCAGAUGAUGAAUAAAUACUAAAUACUUUGAAGUGGCAUUUAAAUGAAACAAAGCAGAUUUUACUUUGUUGACACAAUGCUAAUCUGCAUGAUAUUUAACAGCUUAACAAUCGCAGCCGCUUUAUGCUCUGUCAAGUCAUAUUAAAACAUCUUGGGAAAAGCAUUAUACAGAAUAACCCUGAAUUAUUAAAACCCUGAAAAUUAAAACAGCCUGUGCCCCUCAGAUCUGAUUGCCUGUCCACCAACCAAGAUGUUUCGUUAGUAGAUCUUGGCGGGACUAGAUCGUGUAGAUUAUGAUUUGAUUGGCACCUGGAUAAAUUACAAUGGUGAAAGGGAGAAAGGAUGCCACCUGAACUCCCAGCAGCCAUUACCAAUGACAUCAGUGUCCGUCACUGGUCUUUGUCAGAGGUUGUCUUGACAGCUCACACUGGCUGCUGCUUUUGUGAGUACAAUUGAAAUCUGUAAAAUGACAGGAAACAAAACAAGCCAAAUCACAGUAGAUAGUGCUGUAUUACCACCUGAAAUGAAUAUUUCCAUGAUUUGUAUGCAUCUUUAUAGUGUCCCAUGAUUGUGUACAUGCUGCAGUAGGAGCUUUCAGACAGGCAGGAAUUGUUAUUCUUCAUUUGGCCUAUGGAGGACAGCAAACUCCUUUACAUCACCUCAGUGACCUCGACCCAGCCAAGACCACCAGAGAUGUCUUUAUUUUGUAACGUCUUUGUAGAUCUGUGUCAUUUUGACUUUUUAAUUAGACGUUGUCAAUUGUUAUUCACGUGGCUGCUACACAGCUGUCUACUCUUCCAACUCGCAUCAUAACAUCACAGUCCUUUUCAUGGCCUGCCAUGCCGUUCAUAUUGUGUGUUAAUGCUUUUUUUUUGUGUAUAUUCAUUGUCUGACGGGUUAAAUUGUGUAUAUUGUAAUUUAUUUGUACUUAAAAUAAGGUGUGGAUUAAAGAUGGAAUGAACACAGUGUUCAGUGAAUUCCCCUGUUGUGAAAAACCUUUGAUUAUAGUGAAGUUGAUUGUGUAAGUCAUGUUGUUGUGGGGCAUUUUGCCACCCAGUGUCUGAACUUGAAACUGUUUAGGCUGAUGCCCUAAAACCAACCAUAUAACAAACACAGCUCCAUGUUCAGUGACAUUGCAACAGACUUAUUUGCAGUUCAAAAGAAAAUCAGACCCAAAUUUUAUAUUUAGAAUCAGCUGUAAACACUGAGAUGGCAGUUUAUUAGGAGCACCUAGCUAAAUCCUACCUUCAUGAAGGUUAUAAUGUUCAGUUUGUAUUGAAAUUGUUUAAGAGAGGGGCUGAUUCAACUUGAUGAUAAUUUUGGAGGAUGAUGACCUGUGUUUCCAUUAUUUUGUCAAGGCAGAUUUAUAUUAAUGAGUAUAGGCUAAAUAACAGAAACCUCUCUGAAUAAUGCAAUAAAACAGUAGCUCAAACAUCCUGCAAAAUUGUCACAUUUGAAUCAACAUCUCUUUAAUACUAUUAAAAAGUGAACAUUAUAAGCGUCAUGAAGGUAGGUGUUUUUUGCUGAACUGCUGUAUUAGACUGCAUUAGUUUCAGCUAGGUGUAGCUAAUCAACUGCCAGAUGGGUGUAUUUGUAGCUGAUUGAGUGACACAAACAAAGUCGACAAAUUUAUCCCUAUCCACGUUUAAAUCAAGACAUCACUGCACUAAACAAACAGCACUGUUUGGGAGGAGGGCAGUAGAUUUUGAAUUACUGUUGCUGAUUUCCAGUUACCUUUUUUAAAGAUCAGGAGUAUCUCCCUUUUGAGUUUUUAUUGUGAAUGUAGAUUUGCAUUUUUUUUCAAUUCUUCAAAUUUUUAGGGCAGCUUUGUGGUUGUAGUGAAGACAACUUGUGACAAUUGAAGUUCUUUCUAACAAACAAGCUUAUGUUUGUGAAUGUUUUGUAUGAGGCUGUAAUGUUUUUGGGAUUAUACAUGUAUGAUACCAGAUUUGUUCAUUUAUGUUGCUCUGUGCUUUUAGGAAUUGUGAUCAAGCAUAGCAGCCAAGUCAAGAUGCUUCCUCAUAUGAAUGUUGUAAUGACGAUGAUGGACCUUUGUCCAAAAACAUGCUACUGUACUGCUCCCUUCACUCUAAUUCCCAGUCUUUUCGCUACCUGUAUGGCUCGCAUCACAAAACCUGAGUGUCCAAAGGCCACAGGAUGAUGCUAUGGCUUUAUAUGUUUGUGGGUAAUGGACACAAGGAAAAUUAUGUCAAGAUGUAAUUGCAGAGAAAGUGGCAGCACUUAUGAACUUGUAUUGCCAUAUAGCCUCAUACUCCUCAUCAUACAUGAUAAAUAUGAUGGUUGACUGCAUUGGUCUUCAUAAUUUUUUUUAUUAGUUCCAUUACCAGAGAAUAAGAAAAGCACCAUUUCCUUAUCACAAUCAACAAGUAAGACCAGUUUUAUUUCCUUGUUUGUUUAUUUAUAGACUUCUCUUUGUCUGGUGACUGGUGAAAUAUUGGACAUUGUUAACAGUUCAAAAAUUGAAAUUCCUAACACUAGUAUUGACACUCUGCAGAUUGUCAAUGACUGAUAAACCCUGCAUGAAGGGGAAAAACCUGGAAUAGUGAAACAACCAAGACUAACUGAGGUUCUGAAAACAAAAUCAUCUGCUGUCUCGGAGCAUCAAACUGUCAUGUUUCACAGAAUUUUGUCUUUAAGUGUAAAUAUAACAAUUUUAUUUUUUCAUGUUUUGGCAGAGAUUGUUUUGUUAUUAAACCUACCAUUUAUAUGUUUAUAUAAUAACAAUAUUUGUUUAACGUGAAAAUAAAGA
Seriola dumerili (greater amberjack) is the source of this 4750-nucleotide messenger RNA. RefSeq names its product TLC domain containing 2 (gene tlcd2). Gene Ontology annotation, biological process: regulation of membrane lipid distribution; plasma membrane organization; membrane assembly. The record is from RefSeq and is a predicted model, not a curated record. Gene Ontology annotation, cellular component: plasma membrane. Bases 394 to 1119 code for a protein of 241 amino acids. Lineage: Eukaryota; Metazoa; Chordata; Actinopteri; Carangiformes; Carangidae. The transcript has 4 exons.